UCCUCGAGCUGUGUUGACUGGCACAGCCCCAUCAGAGCUUUCAGAAGCUGCCGCAUUAACUCUGUCAUAGAGGGAGCUCCAACUACAGUGUCAGCUUGAACAUACAAUCGAGAUCCGGGAGCCGCUCAACUCGACACGGGGCUGACGAAGGAGGAAAAGCGUGUGUUGCUGCUGGCGCUGUUGCAAGAACGAAACGGGAUGUUUUAGUUGUUUGCUCUACUUUUGUGGGUAACAACACUUGACACAUCAUCACCGCUGGACGGAGGACAGCUGCCUAGAUCAUCACUGACCAAGAGUUGAAGAGAACCGAGGUGGACGUUUGCUUUCCUCCUCAAGAAGAUGGCAUCAAAUGACUCCCGGCUCCAGCAGCAACCCUCCCAGAAGGACGCCGCCGAUCAGAACUUUGACUACAUGUUCAAGCUGCUGAUUAUUGGAAACAGCAGUGUUGGCAAAACCUCCUUCCUGUUCCGAUAUGCAGACGACUCCUUCACCUCUGCCUUUGUCAGCACCGUGGGCAUCGACUUCAAGGUCAAGACUGUGUUCCGCAAUGACAAGAGGAUCAAGUUGCAGAUCUGGGACACAGCAGGGCAGGAGCGCUACCGUACCAUCACUACAGCAUACUACAGAGGUGCUAUGGGCUUCCUGCUCAUAUAUGACAUUACUAACCAGGACUCUUUCAAUGCAGUUCAGGACUGGGCAACACAGAUUAAGACAUAUUCAUGGGACAACGCUCAGGUGAUCCUGGUUGGUAACAAGUGUGACCUGGAGGAUGACAGGCUCAUUCAAACAGAGGAUGGCCAGAGACUAUCAGAGGAGCUAGGUUUCCAGUUCUUUGAAGCCAGCGCUAAGGACAACAUCUGUGUGAAGCAGGUGUUUGAGCGUCUGGUGGACAUCAUCUGUGAGAAGAUGAAUGAAAGCAUGGAGGGAGAUGUAAACCUCAUGUCCAACCACGGGAGCCAGAGCCUCAAAGACUUGCCUUCAGAGAGCCAGGGGGGCUGUUCCUGCUAAGACCACCUUCCUUCUUACCUUUGUCAAGCCCCCAACACACACACACACACACACACACACACACACACACACACACUCAACACAUGCACUGAUAAUCAUAAAGACAAACACCUUAUCUGUGCCUAAACCACAGAGAGUGCCUCUUCCUUUGUCUUCACUCUGGACACAAUCAGCUCUGUUUUGUCCCCUCAGUGCAGCACAAACCAAAGGACAGCUAGCUGAGAUCAUCUUCAUCAGUGGUGCCAGGCCCCUCUCCUCCUAAGACCCCCCUGUUCUAUUUUUCACUUAAAAGAGGCCCACUCUGUUUCUGUGGUCUCGACCCAUCAGCUCUGUGAUAAGCUGAUAGCACACUAAAGCCUGCCUUUUGCUCUGUCCACCUCUGAUGUCAACUGCCUGACCACUGCUGCCCUACUCUCAUUCAAAUGGACUGAAGAUGAAACAUUUGUUCAGCUUAAAAGAAUAACAGCUUUUUUUUCAUUUUGUUUAGUAAGUAAUCCCAAGAAUACGUAUUCAACACUUCCACAGCGAUAGUUGUGUUUUCACCUGAGACUAAUCAGAAAGAAGUUUUGGUGGCUUGUGAACAUAUUAUUUUUUGGAGGACUCAGAGAGAGGUUUGCUUGUCUGAUCAUUUAGGACACUUCAUGUUCAUGUCAAAUAGAAAGGGGGAGAGAAAAACGAGUUUUAUACUGCAUUGAAAUUAUGAAUGUCUCAGACAAGAGCACAUCAUGCUUUGCAAGGCUUACAGGAACAAAUCAACACUUUGGGAAAUAACCGUAUUCACUAUCUUGUUAAGGUUAGAACAGAGGUGCCCAAACUUUUUGAACCAUGUGCAACUGUGAAGCACACCAGAUUUCUCAAGUUUCACUUUCAGAUAACGACAACAUAACGAGGUCCCUCACAUUUUAAAAAUGAAUCAUAGUAAUCAUAAUUAUAGAUUUAAAAUAAUUUUAGUUUAGACAAUCUGCUUUAAUCAGCAAGAUGAGAGUUUGAAUCCAACUGCAUUAUGCUAAUGUUAAUGUACUGUAACAGGUUCAUGAUAUCUAAGAUAUCCCAGCUUGUCAAUGGUACAAGUUAAUUUUCUUCCUAAAACAAUUCAAUAAUUAAUGUAAUUUUAAUAUGAACUGUUAGUAAAUCUAAUUGGCUUUUUCUGUUUGUUUUAAGUCAAGGACUUGGGCCACUUUGAAAGAUGUGUUCUUUGUUGCAAGAAUCUGAGGUUUAUAAAGGAGAUGAGAAGAGUGAGCUAAUCUAGAAUCUAGAACUGUUUCAAGGCCAAUUUGGAGCCCUUUUCUCUGUAUGCCUACGACUAAGACAGCAGACUGAUGCUUAAGGUAAAUAAUUAGCUUUGUCGUUUUUUCUUUUUGAGUGUGACUGUACGAGGAAGUUGUGUAAGACUGGUAACAUUACAUGACCAGCCUCCUGCUACGUUCUCACUCACCCCUCUAUGCCAGUCUUUUUAUUUCACGCAUCCUUUAACCAGUGACAUGUACAACACACACACACACACACACACACACACACACACACACACACACACACACACACACACACACACACACACACACACACACACAAACAACACCCACAGAGACUGCUCCUGCAACUGCAACAUGGCAAAACACUGCAUGGCAAACGUACUAUUCUUAAUAUAACAGAGUACUUACAUAUUGGUAUUAUAUCUCUAUAAUCUAUUUCUGACAUAAUUAAUUAGUGAAUGUGUGUGUGUGUGUGUGUGUGUGUGUGUGUGUGUGUGUGUGUGUGUGUGUGUACUCAGAAAGGGAGGAACACUGAUCUCUUAAAAACAUUAAUUUGGGCCUCAACUGUGCUGUUUUAACUGUCAGGAAAAACAAUGAACUGUUGCAGAAUGUAAGUCUAAAGGGCCUGUGUCGCAUGUCCCACAGUACUGUACAUGUAAAAUCUCAUAGGUUUUAUAUUCACUCCACAUUAUGUUCUUUUUUUCCGUCAGUUAUAUUACACUACAUAUUGAAUAGCUUUUUCUGUCCAUUUGUUUUUCCACAUGCAGAACUGAACAGUAAACCUCCACCUAUACUACUUUUCAUGUUUUUAAUUCCUAUUUGUUGCUACAGUGCCAUUUACCAUCCCUGUGCAUUUGCUGGCCUCUGACUGUCUGUAUCAACCAAAGCUUUGGCACCUUGACAGCAGUCAGGCUGUGCCGUUACAAAAGCUACUGUUGCUCCGUACAGGUCAGCGGGUUUAGGUCACAACUUGUGGUCAGUUGACUCCCCGCUAUUGUAGAAGCAUGCGGUCCCAUAUAUCUCUAUCAAUGUUUGCUGCUGAGAAAUGAUACUGUUUUUAAGAUAUCAGAAAGCCCUCCUUAUCUCAUCUAAACCACAUUGAACUAUAAUGGAGGAGUUAAAUAAAGGGAGGCAGUACACAUGUAUUACACCAUUGAGUAUGUCUUUAAUGCACUAGGAAAGAUUGCAUUUUUGAAUGGCAGUGGCAUCACAAUGAUAUGAUGUCUGUGAUAGUUUCACUGAAUGAGCUUACACUGGCAGCUGCUGCUUGAACAUAUAUUGAGUGUGCUGAAAUUUCCACUGAUUCUGAAUUUUGAACCAACCAUUUUGGCUUCUGACAUAUUACUUCUAUUGCCUCUGAUGCUGAUGUAGCAGUAAGCCUGUAGCAUGUAGAGCUGUGUGUCUGGGGUGUGUCUGUUAUUUCCCAUAUUUGCGGUCUAUUUGUUUGAUGUGUUCAAUUUCUGAAUGGUUGCUUCUAAAAAGCGGGGAAAUAGGAUUUUUUAUCCAGAUCCACUUUUUAGUUUCUGACUGUACAAAGAGAAGACUUGGAAGAAAAUAAAUGCAUCGUAUAAACCCAAAUAUGUUGAAAUGUGUUUAUGAAAAUAAAGGAUAUAUUCAAUACAA
Messenger RNA from Labrus mixtus (cuckoo wrasse), 3884 nucleotides. It is a transcript of the gene rab3db, whose product is annotated as RAB3D, member RAS oncogene family, b. The record is from RefSeq and is a predicted model, not a curated record. Gene Ontology annotation, molecular function: GTP binding; GTPase activity. Gene Ontology annotation, biological process: protein localization to plasma membrane; regulation of exocytosis; protein secretion. Gene Ontology annotation, cellular component: plasma membrane; synaptic vesicle; endosome. Bases 340 to 1008 code for a protein of 222 amino acids. NCBI's taxonomy places the organism in Eukaryota, Metazoa, Chordata, Actinopteri, Labriformes, Labridae. The transcript is spliced from 5 exons.